AGAAAUUCAAUAGGCCAAUUAAUAUUAAAAAAAAAUAGGGCGCAUCAUCUCAAAUUCUCAAUAUCAAAAGAACUCCCCGCCCGAUCUCCCUCUCCCCUUUCUAUCCCCAACACCCUUCUUAAGGUACGUUUUGUUCCACUUCCAAACUAAAAUUUCUUUAGUUAAUCAUCGAUAUGAACUCGUAGGAGUUUUAUAUUCCAGUGUCAUUAAAUUUCAUUUUGGAUUUGUUCCCUACAUUCAACUGUGUUUUUGAACGCAAAGCACAUGCAGAGGAGGUGAUUUUGGGUUUGAUGAUGACCCGAGACUUCGCAGUGACACGAAAUGGAAUAAUUUUAGCUCCAAUUUGAGCACACCAUCAUUUUUCGUCACCAUGUUAUAGUUGGUACUCAAGAUAUGUCAUCAGAUACUGCAAAAGAAAAUGCAUCUGUAGUUGAUUCAUCCGUGACUGAAUGGAGAAAUGAUAAACGGAAAAUGGACAAUCCAGCCUACCCAAACUAUAGAGAGAAGGAUGACCACUAUCGUUCUGAUUCUGAAGCAGAUUACCAUGCAAACUCAUGUGAACAGAUUGGUAUUUCAGCUGAAGUUGGAAAUAGAAGGCGGAGGUUGUAUAGUACACGCUACUUCAUCAUCAAGAGUCUGACCCAUGACAAUUUUCAAUUAUCUGUUAACAAAGGUAUUUGGGCAACACAAGUUAUGAAUGAGCCUAUUCUGGAGGAAGCCUUUCAUAAUUCACGGAAGGUCAUUCUAAUAUUCAGUGUCAACAUGAGUGGUUUCUUCCAAGGCUAUGCACAAAUGAUGUCAUCGGUUGGGCAGAAACGUGAUCGAGUAUGGGGCCAAGGAAGUGAUGGGCGUAAUCCUUGGGGUCGAACCUUUAAUGUUAAAUGGUUGCGGUUGCAUGAUUUGCCUUUUCAAAAGACUCUUCAUCUGAAAAACCCCUGGAAUCAGUACAAACCUGUUAAAAUUAGUAGAGAUUGUCAGGAGUUGCAUCCAGAUGUCGGUAAAGCUCUGUGUGAACUCCUUGAUGGAAAAGAUGUGUCUGAUGUUAAUAUUAAAGUGGACAAUUUUUAUUGGGGUGACCACUCAGUUAAAAUGCCACAUGUAGAGCAUUCAGUGCAUUCAAGAGACGGAAUCUGUAAUAUGCCGCUGAUGCAUAUGGGACCAAUGAUGUAUUCUUCUUUAACUUACCAGCACCACACGAAUAUGUUUCAUGCAGAACAUCAUGAUUCAGACAGUGAAAGUCCUCUUGCUAGUAUUCUUACUACUCUCACUGAUGAUGAUAUUAUUGACAUGACAUAUGAAGAGUACCUUGAAGCCCAUAGCAAAGGGUCUGGGAACAAAACAAUACGGAAUCAUGUUUCAGGGCAAACAGGGAGUACACAACAAUCAUCCAUCAGCAAAGAAAACUGUGAUGAGUCGCAGUCGGGCUGCAGCUCGAAGAAGAGUUGUCAACGCCAUUCUAAUUCCUGAUUAUGUUGUAUUGUAUUCGCCAGCAAGUAGUUGGAUCAGCAGUUAGCCCCAACCACCAAAGUCCAUUCCUCAAAAUUAGAGGUGAACCGUGUGUGCCGUACUAUAGUGUAAUAUUUAUUGUAUUCCGUUAUUUCCGUACUAUAUGCUGUAAGUCUGUUGAACCUUUCUGGAAUUAAAAAUUUGUAUAGCUUAAAGCUUUUCGUAAGUAUAUUUUAUUUUUAUCUUUUUGGUUUAGUAGAUUGCUUGAAUUUUCUGUGCAGAAGUAGCACACUUUCCAAAAUUUUGAAAGUACAUUUGUUAUUAUGUCUGUGCUUCCCAUUAAUAAAAAAAAGGAUGACGCCCCAUCCCUGAAG
This is a messenger RNA of Cuscuta europaea, 1820 nucleotides long. Lineage: Eukaryota; Viridiplantae; Streptophyta; Magnoliopsida; Solanales; Convolvulaceae. The record is from the annotation of a GenBank genome assembly.